UGAGACUGAAACCUGCAGAUAUAAUAAUAAUUGUAAUUACUGCAUUAACUUUCAAGAUUUUGUUAUCAAGAAUGGCACAGGAAGGGACCCCAGAUAAAAGUUCCGAUGAGUCGGCAUCUGAAUUUAGCCAGACUAUAUUUGGUGCAAAAAACUUGGAGUAUCAGAUCGAACAGUUUGUCAGUUCCGGUGGCCAGACAGUAAAUAUCCUCCUGAGUGGCAAGACAGGAGUUGGCAAGUCUUAUUUGACAAAUGCGCUCAUUGGAGAAAACCUUGCGGCAGAAGGCUUUGACAUCGACCCACAAACUAAUGACGUAACUGCUUACGAGGUUGUCAAGAACGGCGUGACUAUCACAGUAUUCGACACUCCAGGACUUGCAGAUGCAACUGGCAAUGAUGAAGAAUAUCUGCGGAAAAUCAAGGAGAAAGUAAUCCACUUCGACCUGUUUCUGUUCUGUACUGAGAUGACCAGUAAGCGAUUCCGCACCGACGACUUGGAAACGAUAAAGAAGCUUACAGAAGCCUUGGGGAAGAAACUUUGGGAUCACGCUCUGGUGGUUUUAACCUUUGCCAACGAAGUCCCACUAUCGUCAACCAAGAAGACGGAUGAUGUACCUGACGCAACCGCUUUCAGUGACCGCUUUUUAGCUUUCAAGAGAAAGAUAAAAAAACACUUGGUUGCUAUCGGAGUACCUGAGAUAACAGCGACUAAUCUGCCAUUUGCGCCAGCCGGAGAGUUGGAUGAUCCAAGACUUCCAGAUAGAGAAGACUGGUUAACAGCAUUUUGGAUCGCGGCUUUCAAACGUAUCAAUAGGAACGCAAAACCUGCUUUCCUAAUGGCGAGUAUCGAUCGUAUUUCAUUUUCUUCUGAUGAGGGAAAAGAAGAAAGCAAAGUAAGGAAAGAUGGCAAAGUUGUCAAUCUUGACCAGUUCAGAAAUUUAUCCAUUGAAGAAAGGAAUGCGAUUAAAGAAAUCAAACGAAAAUUGAAAGAGAGCGACUUUGACAAAGAAUUGCACCGCUGUUUGGAGAAAAAUAAGACUGAAACAUCACCUGGCCAAGAUGCUAAGGUGUCAGGUCCCUCCAUCAAGGUGGACGAAACGCACUCUAAAGACCUCGUUAAGGAUAUGUUUAGCGAUGUAACAGGGCAACUCAUCUGUGAGCUGACCGGUGCUAAGUUUGGUAGAAAGUACCAAACAUUCUUGGGCUGGCUAAUGAAGUAUUUUAAGAAGUCUUACGCAACUUCUCGACCCACUUUCGCUUUAAAGGCUUGACCAGAAGGCAUGAAGAAUGAUCACAUGGAAACCAAAAGAAUGAAAAAGAGAGAAACUCUGUGCCAUUAUAAAAUACUACCACUUAGACUAUGAACAUAUAAUCUAUUAACGAAAAUGAACUCUGUAUACUUAAAAGGUUCAUGUCACUUUUCUGAAAUCAAAUGUGCUGUAGAAAAAAUGUGUCAGAUAGAUUGCAUGUUACAUGUAGGCUCGUUAGAGGUCCAAGCGCUCUUUUGUUGCAAGAUAGGACGAGUUUCAACCACCUGCAGAUUACGUUGCUGAGUAAUAUGUAGAUUUAGCCAAGCCUAAAAGCGGAGCUCUUGUUAGUUUAUUUUCCAGCUCUUCGUUAUA
Molecule: messenger RNA, 1619 nt
Organism: Pocillopora verrucosa
Lineage: Eukaryota; Metazoa; Cnidaria; Anthozoa; Scleractinia; Pocilloporidae
Molecular function (GO): GTP binding
Source: RefSeq, a predicted model, not a curated record